Messenger RNA from Gymnodraco acuticeps, 768 nucleotides. Its product is annotated as leukotriene A-4 hydrolase-like. The record is from RefSeq and is a predicted model, not a curated record. Gene Ontology annotation, molecular function: aminopeptidase activity; leukotriene-A4 hydrolase activity; epoxide hydrolase activity. Gene Ontology annotation, biological process: proteolysis; leukotriene biosynthetic process; peptide catabolic process. The coding region runs from base 1 to 768 and encodes 255 amino acids. Gene Ontology annotation, cellular component: cytosol; nucleus. The transcript is spliced from 9 exons. Lineage: Eukaryota; Metazoa; Chordata; Actinopteri; Perciformes; Bathydraconidae.
AUGAUGUGUGUGUGUGUGUCGGGGAUUGUGUCCUGUGUUCUCAGUGUGUCUCCAGUCUCUCACCAGUCAACAUGUCGGACCCGUGCUCUUUCUCCUCGUUUCCCACUUUCCUCAACCGGGCACCUGAACCUCGCGCUGCACGUGGAUUUCUCCCGCCAUGUGAUCAGAGGGGUCCUCGCGCUCACCGUGGAGGCUCUGCAGGACCGGCUGCACACUCUGGACUGCAGGGACCUGCAGGUGUUCUCGGUGAAAGCCAACGGGCAGGCGGCGCGCUUUACAACGGGCCCUAAACACACCUUUAAAGGAGCCCCCCUGGAGAUCACCUUGCCCUUCGACCUCUCCAGAGGGCAGCAUGUGAUCGUGGAGGUGACCUAUGAGACGUCGCCGACGGCAACUGCGCUGCAGUGGCUCUCACCUGAGCAGACGGCCGGGAAGGAAAAACCCUACCUGUUCAGCCAGUGUCAGGCUCAUCACUGCAGGAGCAUGAUUCCCUGCCAGGACACUCCGUCUGUCAAACACACCUACAACGCUCAGGUGUCUGUCCCUAAGGACCUGGUUGCAGUGAUGAGUGCGGUGAGAGACGGACAGGAAGUGGACCCUCAGGAUAACGAGCGAAUCAUCUACAAGUUCAGGCAGCCGGUGCCCAUGCCCUCCUACCUGAUCGCCAUUGUGGUCGGAGCCCUGGAGAGCAGGGAGAUCGGCCCGCGCUCCAGAGUCUGGUCUGAGAAAGAGUUCGUGGAUAAAGCGGCGUUCGAUGAACUGUGGUGA